CCGGAAAGCGCGGGGCUGCGGGCGGCAAUUAAUUCCCGCUGGGCGCGAUGCUGAAGACGGAGCAGCCCUGGAUGUAACGCGCGGCGCCUCGGAGAGCCCGGAUCCCAGGCUGAACUUUGCUUUUUUUUUUUUUUCUUUCACCUUUUUAUUUUUCCUUUUUUUUUUUCCUUUUUUUUUUUUUUUUUCCCCCCUUUUGUUGUUGUUGUUGCUCUCGCCGUUAAUUAUCGUUACCAACCCUCUUCCGCCGCGCCCUCCCCGCCGAUGCCCGUGUGAGCGCCAGCACCUGCGGGGGCCAUGGAGGGCUCCACCGGCUUCGGGAUCGACUCCAUCCUCUCGCACCGAGCCGGGAGCCCGGCAGGGCCCAAGGGGGACCCUCUGGGGGGCGACGGGAGGUCCCCGCUGGAGCUGAGCCCCCGCUCGGAGGGCAGCAGCGGGUGCCCCUCGCCCCGCUCGCCCGGCCGCGAGUGCCUGGAGGCGGCGGGGCCGCAUCUGCAGCCCGGCCAGGGCUCGGCUCCUUCCCAGUCCCGGACCGUCACCUCGUCCUUCCUCAUCAGAGACAUCCUGGCCGACUGCAAGCCCCUGGCAGCCUGCGCCCCUUACUCCAGCACCAAUGGACCUCACGGCGGGCAGGAGCCGGCGGGCAGGAUCCCCACCAAACCCGGCGAGGACUUUAGGGAGAAAAUGGAAAAAACCACCAGCAGCUCUUCCUCGGAUUCCGAGUACAAAGUGAAAGAAGAAGGGGACCGGGAGAUCUCCAGCUCCCGGGACAGCCCCCCGGUGCGGCUGAAAAAGCCGCGCAAAGCCCGCACCGCCUUCACCGACCAUCAGCUGGCCCAGCUGGAGCGCAGCUUCGAGAGGCAAAAAUACCUGAGCGUGCAGGACAGGAUGGAGCUGGCGGCCUCCCUCAACCUCACCGACACGCAGGUGAAAACCUGGUACCAGAACAGAAGAACCAAGUGGAAAAGGCAGACGGCGGUGGGCCUGGAGCUGCUGGCCGAGGCCGGCAACUACUCAGCCCUGCAGAGGAUGUUCCCCUCGCCCUACUUCUACCCGCAGAGCCUGGUCUCCAACCUGGACCCCGGCGCUGCCCUCUACCUGUACCGCGGACCCAGCGCGCCGCCCCCGGCCCUCCAGAGACCCCUGGUGCCCCGCAUCCUCAUCCACGGACUGCAGGGCGGCAGCGAGCCCCCCCCGCCCCUGCCCCCCCUGCCCGGCGUCCUGCCCCGGGCCGCGCAGCCCCGGUGA
Messenger RNA from Cygnus olor (mute swan), 1245 nucleotides. RefSeq names its product BarH like homeobox 1 (gene BARHL1). NCBI's taxonomy places the organism in Eukaryota, Metazoa, Chordata, Aves, Anseriformes, Anatidae. Gene Ontology annotation, biological process: regulation of transcription by RNA polymerase II. Gene Ontology annotation, cellular component: nucleus. The record is from RefSeq and is a predicted model, not a curated record. Bases 295 to 1245 code for a protein of 316 amino acids. The transcript has 4 exons. Gene Ontology annotation, molecular function: RNA polymerase II transcription regulatory region sequence-specific DNA binding; DNA-binding transcription factor activity, RNA polymerase II-specific.